Trypanosoma cruzi is the source of this 3042-nucleotide messenger RNA. RefSeq lists its product as uncharacterized. Gene Ontology annotation, molecular function: protein binding. Lineage: Eukaryota; Euglenozoa; Kinetoplastea; Trypanosomatida; Trypanosomatidae. The transcript has a single exon. The coding region runs from base 1 to 3042 and encodes 1013 amino acids. The record is from RefSeq and is a predicted model, not a curated record.
AUGGGCUGCAGCCAAUCUUCGGGCAGAAAAGAGGUCAAUACUAACUUUGGUGCAACAGGAUUGCACGUGGGGCGUGACGGUGAUGUCGACCUGACAUCCCGCUCGUUAGACAUUCUCCUUCCCAAGUACAUUGAUCUCAUUCGACGUGAUAAGUUGCAUACUGCGCGACGGCUGCACCUGUCGGAGAAUAGGCUGUAUAACCUCGGUAAGGAAUUGACACUGCUGCCGGACAUUGAGGAGCUGUACAUCGACGGCAAUCGCUUUGACCGAGUGCCAGCGGUGCUGGGCUCGAUGGAGAACUUACGUCUGAUCAACGCCAGCAUGAACCCGUUGGGACAACAAGCCCGUGCCUUAGAUGUGCUCCCGCGCAUGGAGAAGUUGACAAGUGUCAUAUUGCGUGAUUGCUCGUUAAGCGUCAUUCCGGAAUCUCUUCUGCGCUGCCCCUUCCUAAAGGAGCUGGACCUCUCGCAUAACCUCAACAUGCAGUUCGCUGGGGUGGAGUUUUCAGCCUUGCCAUCACUCCAGAUUUUGCGCAUCGCCAACUGCGGCAUACGAGGGGAAAUUCCCACUGGCGUCAGGGGAAUCACGACGCUGGUGACGCUUGACAUAUCGGGAAACUUCUUCAACUUUGAUGACUUGGAUUUCUUUGGGCCCCACCUUCCACUCACUCUUACGGAGUUGCACCUGCGGGGGAUGCAUCUCGUGGCUGUCCCGCAAGUUGUUGUGCAGCUACGCAAACUCUCCUACCUUGACCUUGCGGAGAACGCAUUAGAGACGUUGGAUGUUCUUGCGGGUCGACUAGUAAGGAAAUUAGGCCCGUCUAGUGCCUUUUUCGGCACUGCGCCCAACGUCGUGACGGAGGCAAACGAAGACAAUGUUAGCGUCGUCUCUCAUGGAAGCACACGCAUAGGUAUGAGUCAACUCAGCCGUGCUGGUCGUAUUGCCAACGUUCCUCAGCCCAUUCCGCUGAAGAGGCUUUCUCUUCGAGCGUGUGAUCUCCGCACUCUACCCAAAUACUUUCACAAGCUGACCAACUUAGUUGACAUUGACCUGAGUGAGAAUGAGCAGCUUAAUGAUCCUAACAUGACACUCUUUUCGCUCAGCAAUCUGCAGGUAGUUAACAUUGUAGGGUGCCCCUUUGCUGAGAACCGGAACCUUGCGCAUAACGAAUGGUUCGAUAUCGCGCAUCUCUACAAGCUGCACACAAUCAACUGGGAGGUCUGGAAAGGGGUACACAACAUGAAUCCAUACCGGACGAAAGUCCCUUUUGAGAUAUGCGGAUUGCAAUUGCAGUACAUCAACGGGAUUAAGCUCCGCCCCAAGCUUUUUGUUGGCGACGCCGUCCAGACCAUCAUCAACCUGCUGGUCGAUGGAUACCUCAAGGUGGAUCUGGCAUUGGACGAUGGGUUAGUAUACAGCUACGCCGAGGCCACGCGUGCACUGAACCAGCUGGAGUCCUUCUUCUUUGAUUCAUCGAAGGACGAUGAGAAGCACGUCACUGGGAAUACGCAGCGGGGGCGGCCAAAAAUGGGAGGCAACACGCAUUUUGGAAACGGGAAGCGGUCCCCUUUGCCGUCGUCGUUGCCGAAUAAAAAAGUUCGCCGUGAUGCCCUCCAAAUAGCCAUCAGCCGUUACAUCUUCUUCCUCACGAUGCAAGCGGCGAACUACGACGCCGUCAUUGUGCCGCCGGCAGAUGUCAUGGCCAUUCACUACGCUCAGAUGACACAGGAUCCUAUUAGUUACCGCAAAGACUGCGAGGCGAUAUGUGGGCAGGUGCUCAAUUGCAACUACAAUCUUUUUUUUCUCGAGCAGAAGAUGCGGCCACAGGCGGUGAAGGAGGCCCUGGUGGGUAGCAGGCGGGUGUGGAAUAUGAUAGUGCACACAACCCAAAAGGACCUUUUUUGGUUGCGCUACGAGUUUUGGGAACGCCGCGAAAGGGAUUUCCUCGAAAAAUCGUCUUCGCCGCAGAAUGACAAGACGAACCGGAAUGUGGAGAACAGGAAUGCCUUCGCUGCUGACGACGCGAAGGCGCCAACAACACCACCAUCAUCACCAUCACCAAAAACACCAUCACCAAAAACGCCACCAACAGCCUUUGCCGCUGUUAAGGUGCCAUGUGCACCACCGUAUAACGGCGCGGACCUUGGCAACCUUUCCAACGUGGACGCUGUGGGGGAUCUUUGCUCCGUGCUGGACUUUUCCAUCACGGCGCACUUCACCGAGCAGGGCACGGAUCGCUUUGUGGCCUCCCUGGUUAGAUUUUUCUCCGUGAACAAACGUUUUCUAGACUGUGCGGAGUCCAUCGCAGGGCAGCACCUGGACUGGACGCGAUAUGUCAAGUAUCUUGCGCUUUAUGCCCAGAUUCAACGACUUAAGCAACCGAAGCAGCAAGAAAAACGUGUCAGCCAGCUAGAGAUGGCGUCCGGGAACAAUUCUUUUGUGUCGCCGGAUGCGUAUUUACCGCAGCCGAUGGUCACAGAGGAAUUACUUCCAAAGGUGCCUCAACGGCAGCUGACAAGGCUGGGCCUUCGAGCUGGAUUGGCCUACGCGCGCGCCAAUAGCGUCGGCACUAGCCAACGCGGAAGCAUAGAGCAAUCGCGGAAUGAUUCGCCGGUAACCGGACGGAACAGUGAUGCUGGAGGACGCCGUUUGCAGCAAGGCAUGCCGAUGUCCGAGCCAGUACCAACGAUUGGCAUUUCAUUGCUGCUUUACAGCCAUCGCACUCUACAUGCAAAGUACUAUCAGGCAUUGGCGCUCCUGGGCAUUGAAACCAUUGACAUUGACUGGGAUGAAACGUACGACGCGGUGGAGGCGACCAUGCGAGCAUGGAUGCUGCUCUAUGAUGAGCUCUAUGUAAAGGAUGCCGAGGGUGCGUUUUGUCUUGGUGACGGGUUAAAUUGCUUUCAUGGAAACGAUGACAAGAAGGAAACCUCUCAGAGUGAACCAAGAACUGCUAUAAGGCGCCCCGGGUCGAAGCGUGUCAGUCGUUUACUUAGGCGCACCAUCCUUUGCAGCGCCGGUGGUGAGCAUGUCAUUUUUUGA